Messenger RNA from Conger conger (European conger), 6991 nucleotides. RefSeq names its product glypican 6a (gene gpc6a). Gene Ontology annotation, biological process: regulation of signal transduction; cell migration; regulation of protein localization to membrane. The transcript is spliced from 10 exons. Lineage: Eukaryota; Metazoa; Chordata; Actinopteri; Anguilliformes; Congridae. The coding region runs from base 302 to 1990 and encodes 562 amino acids. Gene Ontology annotation, cellular component: extracellular region; plasma membrane; synapse. The record is from RefSeq and is a predicted model, not a curated record.
UAAUACAGUAUCUCCGUGUGCACGAGAGAAGUUGACUGGGCAUAUCACAGGGCGCCGCUUCCAAAGCCGGAUUUACGUGGUUAAACUUGGACUCAACGCGUGUGUAUUCCGAGGAAACGUCAGAGUGGUGGUGUUGGUUGCAAAGUAAAGUACGAUUUCUCAUUGAUAAAGAUUUUUUAAAUCUGCAGUGGAAAAAGUGGAAACUACGGUGCACUGUAUUGUCCACGGAUUGUUCAACCGCCUGGGUCGCUUAGCGGGGAUUCGCUGCCGAACAAAUACGGAUUAAUCUCAUCAACGUACGAUGUUGAGAAUACAAGCCUUGUUUUGCACUUUCUCAGUGCUGGCUCUUACAGUUGGAGCUGAUCUAAAAGCACGAAGCUGCAGUGAGGUCAGACAAGCCUACAACGCUAAAGGCUUCAGUCUCGUUAAUGUCCCUCACCAGGAAAUCUCAGGUGAACAUCUGCGUAUCUGUCCCCAGGGAUACACAUGCUGCACCACAGAGAUGGAAGACAGGCUGAGCCAGCAGAGCAAGCUGGAAUUUGAGAACCUGGUGGACGAUGCCAGUGAGACCUUACGGACUACCUUUGUGUCCCAGCAUAAAAAGUUUGACGAAUUCUUCUUGGAGCUCCUGGAGAACACGGAGAAGUCACUCAACGACAUGUUCGUACGGACGUAUGGGAAGCUCUACAUGCAGAACUCAGGGGUCUUUCAGGACCUGUUCACCGAGCUGAAGAGGUACUACACGGGCGGGAACGUCAACCUGGAGGAGAUGCUCAAUGACUUCUGGGCCCGUCUGCUGGAGCGCAUGUUCCAGCUCCUCAACUCACAGUACCACUUCUCGGAUGACUACUUGGAAUGUAUCAGCAAGUACACAGACCAGCUCAAGCCCUUUGGAGACGUGCCCAGGAAGCUGAAGGCUCAGGUCACUCGGGCGUUUAUUGCGGCGAGGACCUUCGUGCAGGGCCUCAUGGUCGGUCGAGAGGUGGCCAACAGGGUGUCCAAGGUCUCUGUAUCACCGGCAUGCAUCCGUGCUCUGACAAAGAUGCUGUACUGUCCAUACUGCCGAGGUCUACCAGCAGCCAAUCCCUGCAGAAACUACUGUCUGAACAUCAUGAAGGGCUGCCUCGCCAACCAGGCCGAUCUGGACCCAGAGUGGAAUCAUUUUAUUGAUGCCAUGCUGCAGGUGGCGGAGAGGCUGGAGGGCCCCUUCAACAUCGAGGCUGUCAUGGAGCCCAUCGAUGUCAAGAUAUCCGAGGCCAUUAUGAACAUGCAAGACAACAGCAUGCAAGUCUCAGCAAAGGUUUUCCAAGGAUGUGGUCAGCCCAAGCCUUCCGGAAUGGCCCGCUCCACCCGUGGCAUCUCCGAUGUGUUCAACGCCCGCUUCAGACCCUACAGCCCAGAGGAGAGGCCCACCACAGCGGCUGGCACCAGCCUGGACAGACUGAGGAUUGUCUGGAGGACUAUGCAACACAGUGUUGUUGACAUUAAAGAGAAGUUGAAGCAGUCCAAGAAGUUCUGGGCCACCCUACCGGAUGGCAUAUGCUUGGAGGACAAAGUGACAGCUGGCGAGUCGGAUGAGGAACAGUGCUGGAAUGGGCACAGUAAGGGCAGGUAUUUCCCUGACGUUCUGAAAGAUGGUCUGGCGAACCAGAUGAACAACCCUGAGGUUGAGGUGGACAUUACCCGGCCGGACACCUUCAUCCGGCAGCAGAUCAUGGCUCUCAAAGUUAUGACCAACAAACUAAAGAACGCCUACAACGGCAAUGACAUCUACUUUCAAGAUUCCAGUGAUGAGGGCAGUGCCUCGGGCAGCGGGAGCGGGUGCACGGAGGCCUGCGUGACGGAGUUUGACUUCGUCAGCCCCGAGGCUCCGGUGGUGGGCGCGGACCGGAGCGACGAGCGGGCGGCGGCAGGCCGGCCCGGCCCCUCCCCGGCACUGGCAGCCGCCCUCGCGCUCACAGCCCUGGCACUGCAGAGGCAAUGGAGAUAAUAUUCGGGUGGGACCCUCACCCGGGACAGCAGAUACCCCGCUGUUACGUUUCCCAGACAGACAGAACUACGAGCUCGGCGACCCGACAAGAAAGACUUGUACAGAAGAGUUCAGCACUUGCAGCCUGCUAACCCCUUUUUUUCCAAAGAAUGCUUGGUGCCAUCGCAAGCGACUUUUACAUGCCAAACCGCGUUCUCAUUAUUCCAGAGCUUUGCGAAGAUGCUCUCCCCUGGAAAAGCUAGUGUUCAAGAUGUUGUUUUAAAGAGAGAAAAAAAAACAGUUUUUGGUUUAUACAGCAUAAAUGUUGAGAUCUUAAGGAAGCUGAAGCAAUGCCCUGGGGUCUUUUCCAUUCUGUCAAUCCUGAAAUAGAAAAGGAAGAUUUUUACUUAGCACUGUGAGAAUGCAUGAAGUCAUCAGUAACAAAUUUAUGGGCCGGUUUCACAGACACAGAUUUAGCCCAGUCCAAGACUAAAUAGAAUUUUGAAUGGAGAUUCUAUAUACAAAACUAAAUUUUGUCCAAGACUAAGCUUUAUUCUUUGUCUGGGAAACCAGCCCUAUAUGUAUGAGUGCUGACUACUAAUUACUUUUACUCCAGAAUACAGUGGUCCAGAUUUAAUCUACCCAUGAUACAUAUCUUUCUUUUCUUACCUUUUAGUAAAUUAAUUGAAACAAGUGUACAUUUCCAUUUUCUACACAACCUUUUCCUUUAAUUUUAGUUACCUGACAGACUGUGUCAUGAAAGGCAUUUUAUAAUAACACCUGCUUAAAUGGUAGACGUUUAGGACAAGAUUUUGUCUGGGCCACAUUUUACUACAGUGAAAAGGGGAUUUUUGUUCUCAGUGAAGUGUGUUGGUCCUGUUCACAGUAACUGUUCAAUAGGCUAAGCAUACCAAUACUACAAAAUGCAUCACUUCCAUUUCUUACACAGGCUCCUCAAUUGCUUCUGUUUGCCUUCAAAGCAACCAUAAAUCCCCGUAACUUAUUUUUAUAAAUCAAAAGAACUUGAUCAUCAUCAUAUUCAGGUAUGAAUAAAUUAGUUUUAGCUGUGAUACAUGUUUAAAUUAUUAAUUUGUGGUAAAAGUCAGGUUAUAUCUCAUCAAGUUAUUACUAAUGACUGCAUUAUUUUCUUUCAAAUGCAGGCAUUACUUUUCUACUGGUAUUUCAUAAAAAAAGGUCAUUUAUAAUAUCUGUCCAUUCACUGAGAACAAUGUCACAUUGUUUUGAACAGAACAUUUUGUCGUUAAGCCCUGCAACGAAAUGUAUACAUCAAGAACAAUAUUUCCCAUCAUGCAUUCCCCCACAUUUGCUCAUCUGUAUGUUUAUGUUCAAGGUCAGCCCCUGCUCUUUCUCAUCUCUGCCCUGAGUCUGAGCAUGUUUGUGGCAGUGUUUAAUAUUGCUAAUCCAGUAAUCUUUUCAUACAAGUAUUUUUAAAGUGGAAGUGUGCUGUUGCAUUAAAGUAGGUGUACAUCUUUGAGAAAACAAUGGCAAAAUAAAUCUCCUAUUUAGUCAAGUAUUAAUCAUCUAUUUUUGUAAUCACAGAUUUGAACUAUUAUCUAUUUGCUCAGGGUUGACAUGUCUGUAAACAUGUAAGGUGUUUUGUCAACCAUUUAUUUUUUAAAUUGCACUUACUGGACUUACUUUUUCCCCCUUCAUUUCAUAAUUAUUCCUGUUCACUUUUAAACAGUAUUAAUAUUCUAUACCUCUCAAUCAUUCUCCUGGUUCACAGUGUAUGUGAUAUUUUGAAAACAUGCAUUUCAUUCUUAAUUAUGAUCCACAAAUGAAGAAUCAACUGAAGAAUCACUUACAUAUAUAUUUGGACCUAUUGAUAAUCAGGAAGAUACUGUUUACAAUCAGUGGAGAUGAUGACUGAUUACUCACUUUAUUGUUUUGCAGAAAAAAAAGAUUUGCCAUGACCAAGGCAUUUACGAAUGUAGCCACAGCACUUUGAAGUGAAUGAAGAUGUUUCUGUUAGUCCAUUACGAGUUAAGCUUUGCUCAAGAUCAGUUCUACUUGAUUUAAUAUUGGUGAACAGUGAAACAAACACAGCCUGACACCUUAUAUAUAGAAAUAUGUGUGUUUGAAAUGUACCUCAAAAUAAAGGUGAUAGAGGAUUACAAUAUCCUGAAAGAAAUGUUUUAGAAGACCUUUUGAAUUAGUUUGUUUUAAUGUCUUUCAUGUGUUACAUAUUUUAGUCUUUCAACAGGGUUCUAUGACUAAUACUUAUAACGGUGAUUUCCAGAUCUCCUGUAUCAUUCUCGCCAGGCCCUUACUUUCAUAUGAAAAUGAGCAUGUUGUCCAGUGACUAAAGGUCAGGUCUCAAUUCAUCUCUUUUUUAUUAAAUUGUGGCUUCACCUCAUUGAGUAUUACUGAAAUAAGUAGACUGACAAAAGUGAGAUUUGACUUGCCGCUCUUUGGCUGACAGCUGAUUUAUUUAUAGGAACUGCAGGCAGAAUGUCCUUGAAAGAAGGAAAUAGAGGCUACAGAAGCUGUUACAGAAAACUGCGGUGAGGAUUGAUCGUGUUUUAAAGGGAAAUGUCACUGGUUGUGUAUGUAUCCGCCCUGCAGGCUUCAUUCCAAUGGAAGCUCAGAACUAGUUACAGCAAACAGGGAAAUAACAAACUCAAGUACAUAGAAUGGGGAUAAGAUGCACUGCUGGGAUUGUCCAGCAGAGGGCAGGGCACAGGGACUGUGAUCAAAUGUGUAUUGCUGCGUGAAUUGUUUUUUAAAAUUCUACAAUUGAAAGCCAACAAAAUAAAUCAGAUCUCAUUAUGAGCGUUCUGUUUCAAAAGCCCCCCAACCACCAUGCUUGAAAAUAAAAGAUUUGUCUGAAGUCUUAAACACCAAACCCCUUUCUCUUUCCUGUAUAAUUUCUGGUUAAAAUCAUCAUCGCCACAAGCUUUAGUGCAUAUAUUGUGCAAGCUUGCUGUGUUGCAGAUUUAUAUUUAUUUUAUAAAUGUCAUUUGUCUACAAUGUCUGGUUGCAUGGUUGACACAUAUAGCCUAAAAAAGUUUUUGUUUUUGUUUUUUAUAGAGAAAAAAAACCAAGAGGAAUAUACAGUGGGGUGCAAAAUUUCAGGCAAUCCUGGUUUAAAUGUCUGUUACAAUGAAUUUCUUUGUGAUUGAAAGUAAACCUGAACUCUAAAUGGUAGAGAGUUAAACAUGAGGGGUCAAUUACAAUGUGCUUAGCUGGAGUUCAAACCGCAGGUUCAAACCUCUAGACCCCAGAUCUGCAUUUCAACUGGAAUAACUAAAUCUUAGUACACAGCUUUGGAUAUCUGCGCCUGCGGUUUAAAUUCCUGCUAAGCACACUGCAGUUGACCCGAGAACUUUCUGCACAUUUUAAAGCAAUAUUGCUUUUUAUUUUAAUGUUUUACUUUUUUUAAAAGGAAAAGGACCCUCCGCAAAAGUUUGGGAACCCUUUUGUAUUAUUCUUUGUUACUUUUUUAAAAGAUGAUUUAUAAGGCCCAGACCAAGGUAAUUUACUUGUUAGGGCUUCAAUGAGUCAGUAGAGUAUAAUUCCAGGGCUGAACUCUGAAGUUACUCCAUGCCUUCAAAAGUAUCCAACUGCAGUGGAUGUUCUAUCUGGUGUUAACAACCAUGUGUUCCUCUAAACAAUUGUCCAAGAAUGAAGAUGGUUCAUUUUCACCAGGAAGGAUAACUCUCUCAAUGUUUCAAACUAUUUAUUUCCACUGUCAGAAACAUUAUUAGAAAAUGGAAGAAGAUGUAACAGUUGAAGUGAAGGCAAGGUCUGGAAGACCAAGAUUUCAGAAAUGCUCAGAAGAACCCACACAUCACUUAAAAAGAGCUGCAAAAAAGAGUAGCAGACAAACUACCUGUUCACAGGACAAUAAUACAACAGCUGGGGGCACAGGAAAUAUUGUGCGAGUAGAAGGAAGAAUGGAUUACACCAAGAAAUUAUGGCUAAUGUUCAAAGGUCAGUCCAGACAUUGAAGUUGAAGAGAGGUUGGGUAUUCCAGAAAGACUGAUCCAAAGCAUACCUCGGAAUCAAGUACCUCCAGGAAAGACGGAUGGUUUUGGAAUGGCCACCACAGUCCCCAGACUUGAAACAAUUCAAAAUAUGUGGAGAGAUCUCUAGCAUGCUGUACAUUAGUUAGAGGUGUUCUGCCAGGAUGAAAUGAGAAAAAAAUUCCAAAAGCGAGAAUUGAAAGACUCUUAGCUGGCUACAGGAAGUGUUUACAAGUUGUUAUAGUUUCCCAAGGACAAUUACCCGUGUUACAAAGUACUAACUGACAGUGUUCCUAAACUUUUGCACAGGGCCUUUUUCCUUUUUUUUUUCUUUUUUUAAUGAAAAAAUAAAAUAAAAUAAAAAGUAAUCUUGCUUUAAAAUUUUAAGAAAUGUGGCAUAUUUAACAUUUUACCAUUUAGAGGUCAGGCUCGCUUCUAUUCACUUAGAUAUUGAUUGUAAAAGGCUUUUUGACCAGGGAUGCUGGAAUUUGUGCACACUACUGUAUGUUUAUUACAGUAAUUAGAUUUAUUUAAGCACAUUUUACUGGAACAGCUCGUGUAUAAUUGUGGGACUGUAUGAAAAUGGAAACUAAAUUUUUUUUAGAUUUACAAAAUAUGGUCAUGUAAUGAUAAUGCAAAAGGUCUUUUUUUGUCAUUCGUUUUAUCAUCGCACUUUAAAUGGGCUGUUUUUCAACAUCAACUUGUCUUGUUAAAAAUGUAAGUGUAUGUGCAUCCGCAGAAACAGUCUUUAAAGCCACGUCAAAAAACAUGUUUGUGUUCAGUUUCGGUGAAGACCUCAUCCAGCUGAAUUUUACUGUACAAAAUAAUAUGAAGAGUGCUGUUUAGUGAAAAAUGUUUAAAGUUGUUGCUGUAAAGCACUGAUUUAAGCAUAAAAGGUUGACAUUUUAUCAUAUAAGCAGACAAGCCUUACAACUUUUUUUAAGAAUUAGUAAAAUGGUUUGCAUUUGGGUUUUCUUACUCUCUCUUGUAUACAGAUAAUAAUGGUGUGCAAAUAAACGUUUAUUAAAAAUAAGAA